UGACACUGCGUUUCGGGGUCAUCAACAUGUUUUGCCCCCCCUAAACUCCGCCUAUGUGGUGGGUGGACGUCAUGCCAUUAAUGUGGUUAUUUAUUUCUGUUACAAAACUAAUAGCCACUUGCCUUUUUAGGUGUUAAAUAAUUAAUAAAAAAAUAAAUUCUUCGUUGUAUAAAGAGCUAUUUUCGUAUACGAUUGGCAUCAAGCCUUCAAUUGGGUCAAUAUGUCGACGUCACUGCAAUUUAGGGCUCGUCUCUCAAGAGAAGGGAAAUUCCAACGCAAGUAAUUCACGAGGGUGUUUUAUAAAUUCACAUUUAGAACUUUUAUAUAUAUUAUAAAAGUAUAAAAUGAUUUUAAAAUGUCAUAAUGAGCUUCAAGUAAUUUUAAUGCCACUGUAAGAUCGCUGUGAAACCCCAACAGCUUUUUGGAAACGGUCCCUGACGUCAUUGUUGCGGAAGUGAAAAGUCGACGUGGGGAAUAAAGGUUGGUCGAACCGUGUUUGAGUUGAUUUCAUGCACUCCACGCGUAUAUCCAAUCCGUUUUAACUCCGUGGCCGUUUAAAAGGAGCUACUAAAAAAGCGACUUAAAGCAAAUGGACGUGCCGAACCGCCGUCCAGGCGGAUAAAACACAAUGGGACGAAGAGGAGCCGCUGACCGGCUGUAAUGCUGCGGCGAGCGCGGCUGGGUCUCCGGCAGGUGCUGAGUCUGAUGGCCCGGAGACCGGCUCUUCUGUGUGGGGCCAUCGUGCUCGGAGUUCUGCUAGUACUGGCCGUUAAAUUCACAUGCAGUCGUGCUAAGGACGUGGUGGCAGCAGCUAAACCACCACUACGCUUCUUCUCCCCCGACUCCCCUGUAGUGGACCUCUAUUUGGGUCAACUUGACCAGAUUGAGCGUCUCAGGAGUGUGGCUGAGGUGUCUUUUGUUUUCUUCUACGCGCCUUGGUGCGCCCACUCCAUCGCUGCCAGACAAGAAGUCCAGCUGGUAGCCAAAAAACUGGCUAAACAGGUGUUGUUUGUGGCCAUAAACUGUUGGUGGAGUCAAGGGAGGUGCAGGAGGCUUAAUCGCUUCCACCAAUAUCCCACCAUCCACCUCUUUUAUCGACGAUUCGGGCCUAUCGAGUACAAAGGUCCAUUCGUGGCAGCGUACGUGGAAAGUUUCAUCCUUCGAGUGAUCACGCCGCUCACGUAUCUCCCAUCAAGAGAUGCACUGCAGGAGUUCCUCUCCUGUCACGAGCCGCGGGUGGUAGGCUUCUUCCAGUUUAACACUUCGCCUCAGCCGCCUGGCUACGUCACGUAUUUGACCUCGGCGCUGCAGGCCCUAAAGAGAGAUUUCCAUGGCGUCAUCCGGUUCGGGGUGGUCACCAAUAGACAGGUAGCGGAUGCCAUCUUACUCGAAGAGGAUGAAAGCGUCUACCUUCACAGAAGAUUUAACUCUUCUUUGAUUUUCCCACGUUGGGAGCGCAACUUUACCUCCCGCGCUGUAUGCAGCUGGGUGUUCGAGCACCACGAAAACGUUCUGCAUUGGUUGCAGCCACCAGGGACUAAGUCACGCCUGCUGGAGAAGGAACUGAACAAGGGGGCGGCACUGUUGCUUUUCCUGCCGCACAAUCCCCUCGUCUCGGAGCCACAUGGCCUCCUGCAGCAGGUCGCAGACGUGGCUUUACGUUAUCACACCUGCGACGCCCACAACAAACACUCGACAUCCGUUUCGGGGUGUUGCCACUCCGUGCCCAUGCCCGACUCCAACCUGCGGUGCGAGGUCUGCUCGUUGGCACGUUGUGCGACGCCACCGUCCGCACGCAAACGCUGCUGCCUUCACCUCCACUGUAGCAGUUUCCUGCUCAACUACAACCAACUGAGCCAACACAGUGCCUGCUGCUGGAAACUCCGUCCUCAGCUUGACAACACACAAACCAAAGAGGCCUGUCUGCAAAACUCCUCGUCAUUGCCUGACGGACUUAAAGGGCUUCGCUGUCAGACAAACAAAACGCUCAGGUUCUACGUGCUGGACAUGGACCUCAACUGGCCACUUGCAGUGAGGCUGGGGGCACCGAAAAACGGAAACUCCUCUUGGCAGCAAAGCUGGAAAGCGCAAGUGCAAGGUGACGGUUCCUUCGCAGCCAUCGUGAAUCUGAAGGAUGAGGUGCAUUACGUACUUCAGCGCAACCCCGCCGCCACUCUCAUUGAGUCUUUAGAGGCUUUCAUUAGGAACUUCAGCGCCCCCUACAGCUUCCUGCAAAGACACUUAGUAGGUGAGGACCCACAAGAGCGUCAAACCACAAGUCCUAACCUACAACCGGAGAUUCCCCAACCGCUUAUCACAGAGCUAACCACAUCCUCGUUCCUGCCUUGUGUUAUGGAUCUUGAAAAGGAUGUUCUGCUUUUUUACUACACGCAGUGGUGCGGCUUCUGUUCCGUCCUUAACCACGUCCUCAUCCAGUUGGCUCGAUUGAUGCAGCGUGACACUAGCGUCACUGUCGCCAGGGUGAAUGUUGCACGUAACGACCUCCCGUGGGAGUUCAUGGUGGAUCGUGUUCCCACCAUUCUUUUCUUCCCACGAUACAGAAAACAACUUAGCGUGAAAUUUCCGGACAAUCUUCCCAUCACUCUUCCGAACCUCCUCCGCUUCAUCCUCAAGCAUUCCGGUUCACCUCCCGAUAUGACGGACGCUCCGGGACGAAGUGGCGGCGGCGCCGUCCUCCGCGCCGAGCUGGAAAGUCUCCAGCGCGAGGUAUGGAUGUUACACCACGCUCGCGAGCUGCUUUCCCAGCAACUGGCGCAGCUUUGGCGCGACAAUAGACAGCUGCGCUCGGACGCUCGCGGAUUAGCGGCGCAGAACGCCGAGCUGCUUAAGGAGCGCCGCGACCUGGAGGAACAGCGGCGGGAAAAGAGCCGGCAGCUGGGCGAGGCGCUGCGGCGGCUGCGGGAGCUGGCCGACGCCUCUGAGAACCUGCUCAAUCAAAACGCGCUGCUUAAAAUCGUUCUCAAGGCCUUGAGGGAAAGCGCCGAAGCCCAAGUGGCAGAAAAAGGUGAACCGGAGGAGGCGGAAAAGGAUGGAAGCCAUUUAGCCUCCUGACGGUCGCUAUGGAAUACUUGAAGGGACUAGUCACCUGUCUGUUAAGUAAAAGACUUUCUCUGACAAAUGUGGUACCUUGACUUAGGAGUGCAACCAAUGUCUGAGUUCUCACGGGGGAAAAAAAAAAAAAGAACUUUAACAUUUUAAUUCGCCAAUUUCACUGGCGAAACUUAAUUAAACAAGUCAAUGCUCCGACUUUAAUAUUAACUUGAUAUCGACAUCGAUUUUUCCAUUUUUGGCUUCGGGCCAAUUAGGGCUGCUGCUAUCGAUUAUUUUAGUAGUCGAUUAAUUGAUGAACUAGUUAGUUCGAAUUCACGAGUAAACAUGAGCUCAGUUUUUAUUUGAGCUAAUGUUUGUCUUAACUGGGAGCAGCUGGAUUCAGCCAUAUAAAAUGAGUUGUCAUAUUCACUGUUCCCACUAGAGGGCAGUGUAUCCACCCAAAUCAGUAAAACUAAAUGCAAACACUUUCAAAACAUAAUUGCAACGCUACUUGAAUUAAACGAAUACUCGAAGCAGCAAUUUUUUUUUCUAAUAGUAAUACUCAAGUUAAUCGAUUAAUUGUUGCAGCACGAGGGCCAAUAUGCACGUCGCCUGCAAUGCGAAUGUAGACGAAUCUGCAUAUAUAUACAAGGGCUGAUCACCGUUAACACGGCAGCAUCAGAAAUCCCUGAACCAGGGCCGUGUAGAGACCGAUGGAGAGGGGCAGAUGCUCAUAGAUCAAAAGGGGCUCAUGAACAAAAAUUUAAUACACCUUACAACAACAUAACUUCCAGUUUAACCAGCUUUACAUUAUAAUUGGCUGUGGCUGUGACAGACUUUAACUGGGAAGCGGGAACAAUGAAAAUAAAUCAACACUUUCUGGCUGUGACCCAGUCAAUCUUUGCCUCUUUCUUCCUUCAUUCUCCAUAUCAAAACUUCCUUAAUCAACUUGUUGUUCAUCUCAGAACAAACCAAAUUAGAUGUUCACUGAGCCACCACAGUCUUUUCAAAACUAUCAUUUCAUUAUUAGAGAACAUAAGAGAUGUGUACCUUUCUAGAUAAAGUUGUGAAGAGAAUUGACAAAUAUGGUUGCCUAUAGAGAGUAGAGACACAUGGAUCGAAAAAGCCUUGGAGCGGGGGGAUGUAAUUAUUAAAGUAGAAAACUGAGAGAAAAUUACAUUUUAUUAUUUUUUAAAAUCCCCACAAUAAACCUGUUGUAAGAAUUUUCAUUAUAGUAUUUGCUCGAACAAGGUUUCAUAGGGUAACGCCGUUUGUUUUCAACCACCAGAUGUCCUCAGACUCCUCACCACACACCCAGGUCACAGAGAAUCUGCGCGCAAGGGGGGUUGGGGGUUAUGUGCCGGCUUAGUGGCACACAGGCUGCUUUUAAAAUUUUUUUUUGUUUGUAAAGGUGUUUUCGGUGUUCAAGUAAAGUACUCGGUGGUGUGCCUGCACAGUCAGCCAGCACACACUUACGCACAAAAAAAAAGCCCAGUCAAAAGGGGCACUUGCGGCAUGUAGGGGCCAGUGUUGUUAAUAACGGCGUUAUUUUUUUCAGUAGUGAGUAAUCUAAUUAAUUACUUUUCUCAUCUUGGCAACGCCGUUACUGUUACUGAGGCGGGAAAGACGCGCGUUACUCUGCGUUACUAAGUUGGUUGAAUGAAAAAAGUCCAAGAGAGACUGACUCACGGAGACGAGAGAGCAGAGCAGGAGUGGGGAAGACGCCGUUGCAAAUGCGAUGCUAGGUGGCUCCAAUAAUACCUGACUAUAGCCGAUAGCCAACAAACUACGCCCACAUGAUACGGUAGAUAUCACAUAUUAUAGAACUAGAUGCAAAUGACAGAUGAAUUUUCCAGGUUCGCGGUAAAUCAGUAACAGGCACACUUGCUCAAUAGACAAUGUUUAUUGAUUAGAAAAUGCAGAAUAAAUGUGAUUUAUUGAUUGCAAUCCCACAAGAGAAAGCAACAAGCAUCAAAAACAAGCAUAAAAAAGGUAACGAUGACGCUAGAUUUGAGUUUGUCAAUCCCAGAAUCCCUGCGCUACGUUACAGCACAAGGUGUCCCUUAGCAAUGAAAAUCGCUUACCGUGACAAAUGAGCGGGAGCCAACGCUCCGGUAAGGCGGCAAAGGAACAAAGCCAGGCGAUCCGUAUGUGACCCGCUGACGGACUUCACUGGUCGCCCGGAAAUGCCCGGUUUUUGUAGGAACGCGUCACACAGGGGCGGAGACGGCCAACCUCCACUCCCAGGCGGCGCGGCCCCGUCCAAUGACAAAGCUACUUUUGGUUCAGCCCCUCGAAAAAUGGGCUUUUCUUUGCGUGGUUCCCAGGUUGCGCCGUCCGGUAGCAGAUGUUGUGUUCCCACGGUAAAUAUUAUGAGUGCAAAACAAGUUAUCUCGUGAGAUUCCCUCCUAACUAUGGAACCCAGGCGUGUCAAAACAAGUUAUCUCGUGAGAUUCCCUCCUAACUAUGUGACUAUGGUGCAAAACAAGUUAUCUCGUGAGAUUCCUCCUAACUAUGUAACUCAAGGUAAAAAACAAUAGAAGUUGUUACAAUCUAGGUCACAGAAGUAAUCAUACGUCACAAAGGCAUAAUGUAAUAUUUUCCCCCAUCACACGGCUGCAUUGGCAACAUGUUUUAAGGACUACAUGCGUUAGUAAACAGCCGCCAUCUUAAAGCAGUAGACUUCUCAGGAAGGCUCUGUUGUAGAGAUCCUUCCUAGCGAACCCAAGUAACUUUUUAUCUUAAAAGCUCCUAAAUCAGCAAAAUCUUGACUUAAAUCUAUCUUUAAAUGAUGAAACAGUUUUAAAACAUACACAUGUUGAAAGUAGACUGAAGGGAACUAAUGCAAUAACGGGAGCAAUUUUAACAACUUUAACGGUUGAUUCACAACUUUAUUUGGUUAUUAUCGAUUUAAUUAAUAGUGUUAUUAUUAAUUAUAUUAUUAAUAGUGUUGUUAUUAUUUAUUAUAUUAUAAUUUAUUAUUAGGGCUGUCAAACGAUUAAAAUUUUUAAGAGUUAAUCACAGCUUAAAAAUGAAUUAAUCGUAAUUGCAAUUCAAACCAUCUAUAAAAUAUGCCAUAUUUUUCUGUAAAUUAUUGUUGGAAUGGAAAGAUAAGACGGAUAUGUAUAUUCAACAGAGUGCAUAAGUACUGUAUUUAUUAUAACAAUAAAUCAACAAGAUGGCAAUAACAUUCACUGUUUAAAGCGAUCCGUGGAUAGAAAGACUUGUAGUUCUUAAAAGAUAAAUGUUAGUACAAGUUAUAGUAGAAAUUGUAUAUUAAAACCCCUCUUAAUGUUUUCGUUUUAAUAAAAUUUGUAAAACUUUCAAUCAAAAAAUAAACUAGUAGCUCGCCAUUGUUGAUGUCAAUGAUUGCACAAUGGUGCUGAAACCCAUAAAAUCAGUCGCACCCAAGCGCCAGCAGAGGGCGACAAAACACCCAAAAACACAAGUAACAAGUGCACAUGACACUGUGCUGUCACUUUAAUCUGUUUGAGCGGGGCAUGUGCGUUAAAUGCGUCAAAUAUUUUAACGUGAUUAAUUUAAAAAAAUUAAUUACCGCCCGUUAACGUGAUAAUUUUGACAGCCCUAUAUAUUAUAUUGUUAUUAUUAUUUUUUUUAUUUUAUUUACUUUUGUUCCGUGAAGAAUCCAGAAAGGGUUAUUUGAUUGUGGCUUUCUGAAAAACAAUACAUUUUUACAUUUAGGCUCUCCUGCAAUCGUCACUCAUUUUCUGUUGCAAACUGACGCCGGCCCCUCAUCAGAGAAGGGAAAAGUUAUGUGGCCCUCACAGGAAAAUGUUUGGGGACCCCUGGCCUAGCCCUACUUCAAACUACUUAAACUGAAGUCUUAUUUACACACUUAAAAUUUUGAGUUCUAAGCAUCAACUUGUUUAAUUGUGAUUUCCUUACCAAAAAAGCCAGUAAAAUUAGUUGAAAUUUCAGGUAAACUUUUUUUUUUUUUGGUGGGUGUGGGGGUUAAAACGGCAUCUAAUCAGAGUAAAUUCAUGCAAUCAGCCGAAAGAAAUGAUGUACUGUAGACCAAAGCUUAGAGAUUCUUACUCUUGUAAACAAAUUAUAAAAUCUCGAUUCGUGAUUACUCAGAAUUAACAGUGAAUGCUAGCACAAAAUUUUCUGGUCUUUCUCGCUUAUUGACGAACUCGCUACGGUUAAUUGAAUGCGAUUAAUCACACUUUUGCGCUUCAGGGCUUUUGUAAAAUAAUGACAUAAUAUACAGACAUGUUUUCCUGCUCCCAAUUGUUUUACAAUUUCUCAUUAUGGUUUCCUUACAAAAGUUGACUAUCGGCAAGAAAGUUGGUUAUCUGAAAUUAACUCCUAAGUCAAGGUACCACUUUAGCUGGACAAGAUCUUUCAGACAAGGUGGUCUUAUUCGAACGACUAAAAACAGCCAAUGUGAACUUGACGUUGACUUCCUGAGACUUAUUUUUUAUGGCUCUACUUAUGAUAGACGUGCCUGCCAAAUUUCACGUCGAGAAGUGAAAUUGGCUUCAGUGUCAACAUGCUUCUAAUAAGCUAACUACGGGGAAAACGUGUAGACAUUCCAAUCAUCUUUAAUUAAAAUCCAAACUGCUUACAUAACGGGGGGGGGGGGGUUAUAAUUUUACACAGGUGCCAUUGUCUUUCCAAUUUGGCAGGCAUGAGCGUUCAACUACUACGUAGCCCCUAAAGGGACAUUGACGGAAAUAAAAUAGAUUUGAACAAUCUGGUGCGCACCAAAAACUACUUGGUGCGCACUAAAUAGUAUGUGUUGCGCACCAGAUAGUGUGUGGUGUGCACUAGAAACUAGUGCGCACUCAAAACUGGUGCGAGCUAGAAACUAUAGUGCGCACCAGAUGGUAUGUGGUGUGCACUAGAAACUAGUGCACACUUGAAACUAGUGCACCAAAAACUACUUGGUGCGCACUAAAUAGUAUGUGUUGCACACUAGAUAGUAUGUGGUGUAAACCGGAUAGUAUGUGCCCACUAGAAACUGUUUCUGGUGCGCACUAGAUUGUAUGUGAUGCACACCAGAAACUAUCUGGUGCGAACUACAAACUAUCUGGUGCGCACCAGAUAGUAUGUGGUGCCCACUAGAAACUGUGUUUCUGGUGUGCACCACCGGUGCGCACUAGAUUGUAUGUGGUGCACACCAGAAACAAUUUGUUGCGCACCAGAUAGUAUGUGGUGCCGACUAGAAACUAUGUGAUGCACACCAGAAGCAAUUUGGUGCGUGCUAGAUAGUUUCUGUUGGACACUAGAAACUAUAUGGUGCGCAUCUGAAACAAUCUGGUGCACACCAGAUAGUAUGUGGUGCCCACUAGAAACUAUGUGGUGCACACCAUAUAGUAUGUCAUGCAUAGCAGAAACUGUGGUGCACACUUGGAACUGUUUUGUUGCGCACCAGAUAGUAUGUGGUGCCCACUAGAAACUAUGUGUUGCACACCCGAAACGAUCUGGUGCGCACCAGAUAGUAUGUGGUGCUCACUAGAAUCUAUGUGGUGCACACCAGAAACAAUCUGGUGCGCACCAUAUAGUAUGUGGUGCAUAACAGAAACUAUGUGGUGCCCAUUAGAAACUACUAGUAUGUGGUGCCCAUUAGAAACAAUCUGGUGCCAAUUAGAAACAAUCCGGUGCCCAUUAGAAACAAUCCGGUGCACACCAGAAACAAUCUGGUGUGCACCAUAUAGGAUAUGGUGCAUAGCAGAAACUAUGUGGUGCCCAUUAGAAACUACUAGUAUGUGGUGCCCAUUAGAAACAAUCUGGUGCACACCAGAAACAAUCUGGUGCGCACCAUAUAGUAUGUGGUGCACACUAGAAACUAAAGUUCUCUUUUAUAGUCCACAAACUGCAGGUCGCGCAUCAGACACCAGCAGUUUCAGCUUGCUAAAAAUUAUAAUAUGGGAUUUAGUUGCGCUUUACUUCAAUCUUGGACUCAAUUAUAAAGAUGUAACUACAUUACUUGCUCAUCAUCACCAUUACAUUGUCUCGGAACCACUAGAAGCAAUCUAGUGUGCACCAGUUGGUUCUAGUGCGCACCACAGUGCACCAGAUUGUUGAUUUUAUUUCUGUCUGUCCUUAGGCGCUCUGUAAACAACGGCCAUGUCCUGUGAAAUUAGCACUUAAUCUUGUCUGCAUAACAAUAACUGAACACUAUGUGUAAGUUAUUUAAUUUUACAACUACAAAGUCUUAAAGUCGGAGUAUCAGAUGUUCGGACUGAAAUGUUUUUCUUGUGGAAUUAAACUUUCUGAGUGGUACAGAAUACUGUCCUCUGAGCAUUACUGUCAAACGAAAAUUUAAAAUGUAAAAACUAGUGAUGCACGAUAAUACAUUUUUCAACCGAUAUCGAUAACCGAUAAUUUCCUGCCCCUUCCACCCGAUAACCGAUAAUGUCACGCCGAUAAUUCUAUUCAAAUAUUUAUGUAAAAUUUAAAAGUAUACAAAGAUCAAAUGUUACUGUUCAAAAAUGUAAUUUAGUGCUAUUUUUUUCCACAUCAAAUGUGAACAAGUAGUAAAUUCCAACAACUAAACAAUGGCAAUGACGUUGUGUAAUGGUAAGCUUUUGGCAACAAUUACUUAGAGAGUAAACACCCAAGUUGCACAAAAAUGCCUUUAAAAGUAAGCCAUUCCUAACAUAUAUCACAUUACUACACUGCAAAAACACCUCCUUAAAACUAGCAGAAUUGGACAAAACUGUUGAUUGCGCACAUUUAGAGGCUAAAUCAAGUAUAUAAUUAUUGGAUUGCAUUAUCGGUUGAAUUUCGUUUUAUCUGGAUUAUCUGUCUAUGACGUCAUAAUUGCCAUUAUCGGCCGAUAAUUAUCGGUGACCGAUAUUAUCGUGCAUCUCUAGUAAAAACAUAGAAAGUAUUACAAUACCAACGACUACUUUUCUUACUUGCUUGGUGGUUUGCAUUUGUAUGCAAUGUUAACAAUGGAAGGAUUUUUGUUUUCCAAAGAUGAUCCAAACUAUUUUUACACUUAAAAUCACUAAACUGUUAUUUAACUAUUCAGGUAAUGAGAUGCUGCAAUUGUUGGUGUGGAAUAUUGACUUUUUUUCCCUUUUUUUUUUAACAGAAUAAAGAAGUUUUUUGCCUUUGC
Messenger RNA from Corythoichthys intestinalis (scribbled pipefish), 10141 nucleotides. It is a transcript of the gene txndc11, whose product is annotated as thioredoxin domain containing 11. Bases 661 to 3072 code for a protein of 803 amino acids. The transcript is spliced from 13 exons. Lineage: Eukaryota; Metazoa; Chordata; Actinopteri; Syngnathiformes; Syngnathidae. The record is from RefSeq and is a predicted model, not a curated record.